UGGCGUCGUGUCGACUUCGGGGCGCGAUUUUAGUUUCUGCACAUUAGUGCCUCGAAACGGACGUGUUUUUCACCAACUCUUUCCGACAUUGCCAGAAAACGAACGCGUGCGCGUCUUGGAAGAAAGUUGUUUCGGGUGGUUUUUUGUUGUUGUUGUUGUUUGGAGAUUUGUCGUCAUUUCGAUUCCGGGUUUGUUGCUUGUCGAGCAUCGAAGUCUUUCGUUUUUCUUUCCGUCUCGCGUGCUGCAAUGUUUGCUGUCGAAGGCAAUGGGUGGUGAAAAUGGGCACAACGAUCAUCAGCAUCAUCAGUAGCAGCAGUAGCUCAAUGAAUCGAUGAGGAAGAGGUGGCAAAGGAAGAAAGGAAGUUUGCUUAAAUCAGUGCAAGAAGAAAGUGCAAUUGUGGUUUAGUGAGUGAUUUUUCCCGUUGCUUUGGGAGUGUUGUGGCUGCCGGAAGGCCUUCUGCCGUUUUCAAGGCAUCAACUCCGAUGCCCGGCUGCGAAUAUGUAACAAUCGUCAGAGUUGAUGGCAAAAAGCAACUUUGUGCUUCCGAUUCCGAUUCCGGUGCGGCAAGUGAGUUGUACGGGUCGUGCCAAUCAAGCGACGAACCUCCUGCUUCUGCUUCUGUUCCGGGAAAAUUGUUCCCAAAAACUGCACGAAUCGGUACCAUGUGCUUAAGGAGAUCAUGGCAAUUAGUCGUUGCUGUGCUUGCAAUACUGUUGGCGGCCAAGGAAUGUUCGUCGUAUUCAACGAAUGAGUUCGCUGGGUUGACGGAUCGGGAAAUUGUGGAUGUGCUAGUUCGAAGAUGGGCACCCUUGGUAUGGUUGGCGCCGAACGAGAAAUUCCUGCCCGGUUCCGUUUCCACCUUUCUGGAGCACGUGCACGCCGAAAAGGCCAAAAUAGUGACGGUCUAUCCGGGCAACGAGAUAUCCGAUGUGAGCGAGCUGAACCAAUAUCCGCAGUACUACGAUCUGGAAAACGAACUGACUUAUUACGAUCCGACCGUAAGGCAGGCCGGAAAUCGUAACAAACGCAACUUCCGGGAUCCCUCAACCUCGCUGGAUCUGUUGUUCGAUCUACCGAUCGGAAACGAAUCCAAAAAUUGGUACCUGGUCACUAACAACGAUGUCGAGGAGCUCAUAACGGACAAGGGUUCAUUCAUCCAUGGACAGAAUCCGCAAACGGAAAAUGUGCCAAUCUAUGCCGUGGUCAGCACGUGUCGAUCGAUGUCAGACAGUCACAACGAUGCCUCCUCACAAUCAUCGUCGAAUUCGCCACCCUCAAAAUCCGGUCAACAGCAGCAGCAAACAUCGGAUGGUCAAAUGAUGGCUGCGGCUCCUCCUGGCAUGGUUGAUCCAUCGACAGCCACGACGGCUCCGGGGCCAGCGUCUUCCACGGUUCCGAUACAACCGCCAACGACCAAUCCGCCGAUCAUUCCACAACAGCCUGUAGUUAUUCAUCACUUCGGAGGUAACCACAUUGAAAAUGGUCGACCGACAGAAACAUCGUGUGAACCGGUUAACACGUCGCAGAGACCUUUUUGAAGCAAUCAGGUUUCGGAUACGUUUUCCGAUGAUGAUUUAUUUUGGAAAUAUUCAAGUGCAAUUAAAGUAGGUAUCAUGCAAAACAAUAAAUACUAGUUAAAUUUAAUUUUUUUUAUUACUAUUUCAGAAAAUAUCAACCCGAAUGUCUCGUCAAAGUGAGGAAGUCAAUGAUUUUUCGAAGCCGAAAAAUCUUUUUGAACCCAAAUAAGGAGAAAAAGUGACGUUUUUUACGUUGUUUUUUUUUUUAAAUAAAUAAUUGUUUUGUAGAAACAAAGUUGAUUAAUGUUUGAUAUUCCGAAAUUUCACCUAAAAACCUCUACAACGAAAGAUAUUAAUGACCUGAGCAAACAUUUUAAAUUGACUUUGCCAUUCACUUGAAAUUCACUUGAUCGCUCACUUAAGUGAUUUCACUUGACGGUCACUUAAAAUUCACAUGAAUUUACGUAUGGCGCAAAUUCACUCCAGAUGUCACUUACCUUUCAAGUGAAAA
Uranotaenia lowii is the source of this 2029-nucleotide messenger RNA. RefSeq lists its product as uncharacterized. The record is from RefSeq and is a predicted model, not a curated record. Bases 484 to 1539 code for a protein of 351 amino acids. Lineage: Eukaryota; Metazoa; Arthropoda; Insecta; Diptera; Culicidae. The transcript is spliced from 4 exons.